This is a messenger RNA of Rhagoletis zephyria (snowberry fruit fly), 698 nucleotides long. It is a transcript of the gene mRpL20, whose product is annotated as mitochondrial ribosomal protein L20. Lineage: Eukaryota; Metazoa; Arthropoda; Insecta; Diptera; Tephritidae. The record is from RefSeq and is a predicted model, not a curated record. Gene Ontology annotation, molecular function: structural constituent of ribosome; rRNA binding. Gene Ontology annotation, biological process: translation. Gene Ontology annotation, cellular component: ribosome.
AAGUCGAUGGCCCUGUAUAAUCCACCAGCUGUUGCAAAUAAACUCGGGAAACAGCUGUUCAAAUUCAUUCGAUAUGUCAAAAUUUCAUCCGCCUAUCCGCGAAGAGGUUAUGUAAAUUUUUAAUAACAAAUUGCGGAAAAAAAUAUUAAGAGAAUCGUAUAAAUAAAUUAAAAAUGGUGUCACAAACCCUAGCACUGUUUGUAAGAUCACGUGGACCAGAUGAAUUCUGGCGUAAAAGAAGAAUCUUUAAGCUUGCGGCUCACUUUCGUGGACGUAAACGUAAUUGCUACUCUAUAGCCGUACGAAAUGUGCACCGUGCCUUGGUAUACGCCACAAAGGGGCGCAAAUUGAAAAAGUUGGAUAUGGCGGAGCUUUGGUCCAAACGUGUUGAAGCCGGCUGUGAACAAUAUGGCAUUACAUUGGAGACAUUCAAAGAAACAUUGUCCCGCAACAACAUUUUAUUAAACAAGAAAGCUUUGGCUGACCUUGCAAUUUGGGAACCCAGGUCUUUCGAAGCAUUGGUGAAGUUAUCAAGAGAGCGCGCGGUUGUGGAAUCCCUGCCGGGCCUCAACGAGCGUUCGGUUAUGAAUCAAGUUUAUGGCCUGGCAAACUUGAAACUAGAUAAGUAAAUAGAUUUAGCAGAUUUACAACUUCCACCAAGCUUUAAAAUAGAAAUAAAAAAAAAUUUCAGAAACAAA